UUGUGUGCACGGAUUCCGUGUCACUACACGUACCCGUCGGAACUGAACAAUAAAGGACGGACUGGAAUCUGGUUUAACAGUGAGUCGCACGACAACAAAGGUCCUGUAGCCUUCCACUCCAGGGAUCCCAGUCGAGAAUUAACAAAGUUUCAGCAUCGGACCCGGCUGUCAGGAAUCCUGAAAGACAACGACUGUUCCCUGGUUAUAGACAACGUCACGCAGCCAGAUACAGGUCCUUAUUUAUUCAGAGUUGAAUUCGAUGGGGGGGGAGAUUACAGCUACCACCCUGCAACACAGCUCAGUGUUACUGAUUUCACGGAUAAACCCACGAUAUUCCCUGCUGAAUUGGUGGCAGGAAAGCCUGUGAACAUGGCCUGCUCCUUCAACACCACGUGUGAUGGAACGGCCCCCACCUUAACCUGGGUCACCCCCGCUGAUGAACCACCGUCAGCCUCACACAGCGUAACUCAGCAGGGUGACACUCUGACAUAUACUUCUGUUCUGUCCCUGACCCCAGCGCUCAAACAUCACGGGCAAAUCCUCACCUGCAGAGUCACAUACCCAACUGUGUCAUCGGAGCAGACCCUCACACUGACUGUGGAAUAUGCACCAGAGAUUUCCUGGGAUUCGGGAUGCACUCACACACCUGAGAGUGUCACCUGUGUGUGUGCGGCCAGGUGCAACCCACCCGGAGAGCUCACCUGGCGCCUCCCCCUCGCCAACUUCAGCGGAAAUCAAACCCACGGACGUCUCCACAUCUGGCAGGUGGCAAGCGGGCAUCUGGUGUAUGGGUCCCUCACUCUGAGAGGGGGUGAAGGAAGGGAGGACGUGACGGCCGUGUGCUCAGUCCGAAACCGGCACGGGGAAGCCAUGCUCAUGGUGUAUCUGGCGACGGAAGGUGAGGACAUUUAUGGGCGAGGGAAGUCAGAGAGCCAGAGAGUCAUACUGUAAUGGCCAUUUCUAACUUUUACAAUGUCCAACUUUC
Messenger RNA from Amblyraja radiata (thorny skate), 985 nucleotides. RefSeq names its product sialic acid-binding Ig-like lectin 11. Gene Ontology annotation, molecular function: sialic acid binding. Gene Ontology annotation, biological process: cell adhesion. The transcript has 3 exons. Gene Ontology annotation, cellular component: plasma membrane. Lineage: Eukaryota; Metazoa; Chordata; Chondrichthyes; Rajiformes; Rajidae. The coding region runs from base 370 to 951 and encodes 193 amino acids. The record is from RefSeq and is a predicted model, not a curated record.